AUGCAACUUCCAACUGCAAGCGAUUCUCGAAACUUCUUGUGGAAGCUUUCAGAGGGGAAGAAACCAAUUCCGCCACCUGGCCUCAUCGCAGCAUACAGCAGCCAACUUGCAAAUAGGGAUUACACGGAAUUCUUGGAGCAAGUUCCCAGGAUUGCAGGAACUUGGGAUGACCAUGACAUGGGAGAAGACAAUGCAAACAAAAUGUACACAUUUAAACAUGAGUCAAAGGAAGCUUUGCUUAAUUUUUUGGGCGUGGACAAGAGUGCGGCAAUUCGAUCGCUGGAUUGGGAGGGCGUAUACUCGUCUCACGAAAUUUUUAUCGGCGAAGAUCUGAAUGUCAAGGUGAUUUUUCUUGAUUUGCGAUUGGUGACAGAGACAUGGAGCCACUUUCCGUGGGCACGGGAGCGGCUUUUUGCGUUGCUAGCGGGUUCCGGAGCGAGAACACCUAUCAUACUCUCAGGUGACACACACUUUGCAGAGUUCGCAGCAAUGCAUUGCCAGCGCCUUCCAGAAGAUUGGUGCUUGAAUGAGCCAGAGGUCCAGAGUUACUUGACCACUUUUCAGAGUCGUAGAGCUGGGAAAAUGACUCCACUUCAGCAGGUCCGGCGGCUUGCAGACCCAGAUUCCGACGAACUCAGAAUAGAUGUAGAGAGUGGGCAAAUGGAAGCAACGAACGCCGACAACGAGUGCGAUUCCUCAGUGCAAUGCUGCACCCUGCCGCCUACUCAGUCCCACCUCUUUUGGUGGAUUCCUCGACACCUCCCAUUCUUUCUGUUAGCGCUUUUCCGCGCUGCAGCUAAGCCAAAUGCCUUUGCUCCAAGGCAAGAAUGGAGGCGACAACGGGCCCCAGCUUACCAGGGGGCCUUUCCGCCACCACCAUUUGCUGGUGAUCAGCCCCCAGAAAGGGGAUGGUUGAGGGAAGAUAGAUCGAGUGUGUACCUCUUCGAUAUGACGAGCAGCGGCUUAGGCCAUGGUGUACCAGAGUCGAUGUGCCGAGCGGCUCCGGCAAUGGUCGAGCUUGCUUCUUACUUCCUUACUGAGGGGGUUCCCUUUGCAUCUUCCCUGAAUGCAGACAUGACAGGCCCUCGUUUGCUGUACACGGAGCGCAAUUUUGGGGAACUCGAAUUCAUCGAGAACCCCUUGCAACUGGUAUUAUUUCAAUCGACGAAGGAAAUUCCCCGUGGUGAAGUAUGGAGGCAAGAAUAUUUACAGCGACUGUCAAAGGGCAACAGCACAUGGGGUGUUCAACUUCGUCGUGUCCGAGAGAAGAUCGAAGCAAUGCGCCGUCUCUAUCGUCAGCUGCAGCAGAAGCGAGCACUUGGCUUUCAUCGGCAGCUUACUCGCGACCAAGCCUCAAAGUUCCGUAGCCGAUUAGAAGCUUACAAGGAACAUCGGGAGCGCCUUCUCAAUGAGUUGAUAUCGAGGCCAGCACAGGAGCUGCCCAUCGUGGGACGUAUUACAGCGCUGUCACGCGAAUUUGAAGCCUUCACGGAAACAGUGCUUGGAGGGAAUGCAAUAUUUUUUUCAAGAUUGCUCCAGCUGCACUCUGCCCUGCUUUUGGCGCACGCUUGUGAUGGCGAGGACGUUGGGCAUUCGGGAAAUCGUUCGUCUUCUCGAAGCCACUUGCUAUUCAGUUCUUGCAGCUUGCUAACUCCUUGGGAAUCGAUUGUUCGUCCGCCGGAUGUUGAGUCUUUUGUAAAUGCAACUCUCCGGAGGUUGUGGGAUCGAAUAUUUGACUUGACGUCCCGCCGAGAGGCCUUUGGUAGGGCUCUCCCGUUUGGUGAUGUAGCAGUUUUGCGUCUUAGCGCUGCAGCUGAUCAGUUAAGCCCUCGACGCCAACAGCAGCGCGAAGAAGUGGAACAGCUUUUUCAGCGGGGAGUGGCAAGCCAGCCAGCUGACCCGUCCGUUUUCGCAGACCUAGGCUCCAACCUUCAUAUGGUGUGUUCUUUAGUUAAUAUCCCCGCAUUGAGCCACCCAAGCAAGCUGCCACCAACACGUUCUACUGCGCCAAAUGCUGCAUAUGUUGCUGUUAACCAUAUGGCUGGUGCGGUGGCGGACAGUUGGGUGCUGGUGGAGUUGCUGGAAACCAAAACGUGGAUCCUGUCCAGGACGUUCGACGCGGUAACAGGGCGCCUUGCGAAAGAGAAGCUCCUCUCCUCGUUUGCAUCUGAACAGCGGCAGCAGCAGCUUGGUAUUGGCCAAUGGACAUGCCAAGGAUGGAAAGGUCCCUCCGAAAGUCAAAUGUACCUGUGCCACCUCUGCAUCCUCGGUGCGUCGCUGCUUGUCCUGGGAGCCAUAAUUCUCAUUGCUGUUGUUACUCUAUUUUUCGCCUUCAGAGCAACUAUGCUGGUUCUAGCUAGCCUGGUACAACACCGCCGCAGCUGCAUCGGCGAAUAUCGCAGUAGCAGCUCUGGAGGGCAGCACAGGAAGCCUCCGCUGCGUGGCAAGAUUCUAACGCCCAUGGGGGCAGCCCUUGCUGGAGGAUUCAUGACGAUGAAAUCGGGUGCAGUCGUCAGCCCUCUUGCGUAG
Molecule: messenger RNA, 2529 nt
Organism: Eimeria maxima
Lineage: Eukaryota; Apicomplexa; Conoidasida; Eucoccidiorida; Eimeriidae
Exons: 7
Coding region: 1-2529 (842 amino acids)
Source: RefSeq, a predicted model, not a curated record